UGAAACACACAUUGUACAUACAUUUAAAGAAUAUUUGCACAUUCAUUCUAACCAGCCGAGAUAACGUUGAAUGAAUCAAAAUUCAUUCAUAGAGCUUGUCCUCGUUAGGGUUGCGGGUAAAUUGGAGCCUGUCCCACACUUUUUUUUUUUUUUUUUUUUGGGGGGGGGGGGUUGCUAACAACUAAUGUACCAUGCUGCCCGCUGCAUAAACUUGAAUGAUGACCUUAUUUCACCGAUACUCUGAACGCAUCAAAGGAGGCUCGUUGGCACUUUGGAAAAAUGAUGUUAUAUACUGUCAGUAGCGAUCAUCAUUGUCUUUGUUGAGGCACACCUCAUUAUGUAUUGGUUCGAGUGCACUUUAUACGUCCUGCUUCACUUUCUUACUUAAUGGUUGAAUGGCUUCCUUGAAAAAAAAAAAAAAAGACGCCUUUAUUCAGUGCACAAAUUCGUAUCUUGAAACAUUAUGAUUAGCCGAUAUGACGUUGUAAAUAUGUUUGGAUUUAGGGCGAUUGCGUAACAGCUUCCAGGCUGAGGCCAAGUUCAGUUUCGUUUCUAGCCAAGUGUUUGCUUUCGUUUUCCUUUACGCAGGCAGCCUGAAGUCUGAAACGCGUCACACACACAAGCGAUGUCGAGGCGGACCAUGGCGCUUCUCUCCCGGUGGUCCUCGCGUGUUUUCUCCGUGGAGGUGGACGGAGAGACGGUUUACUUUAAAAUCAACGACAACCAACCCGGAAAAGAAGGAAAACAAGAAGUGCGGCGGCUGUUUGGUGCAGUGCAAAAGGAUUCCUGGUGUUACUCUGUGUUCGUUUCCAGCGGGGACAAAAUCCAGAGCGCCAGGUUUCACUGGCAACUCAAAGACAAACUACUGAAUGCUCUUCCUGCACAGUGUCGUUUAUCUCCGAUGAGCUCGUUUCUGCCGAACGUCAAAGACUCCCUUGUCCACGGCUAUUUCUUGCAAACUGCUUCCCGGGAGAGCUCCGCCGCAACCGAGCGGCUUUUACGACAGUGGCUGCAGCUUGACGACCCGUUGCUGGUGUGCUCCUACUUGCGUGACAACCGGGAGGACUCUCCGCAGUGGACUCAGCACCUGUGGAACCACCAGCAAAAUCACGGCAUCGUACCGUCACAGGCGCCACCGUACCACCCGGCGACACUCAACCUGAUCAAUUCCGAUGUUUUCUACAGUUUCCAAGCGGCCCGCUGUGUUUUCGAGAAGUGUGCUGACAUUAUUCCGGAGGCUGCAUCUGUGCUGGAGCUGUUGCCUCGCAGCGGCGGUGUGGAGCCCAGAAGGGAACCAGACUUCCCCGUUAUUGUCUUGGAAGGCCUGGAUGCCACAGGUAAAACCACAUUGACCGAGUCUCUCAGGGAUACGCUGGGAGCCACAAUUCUGCGUUCCCCUCCGCAGUGUAUUUCCCCCUGGAGGGCCCGCUUUGAUCAAGAACCACCCAUCCUCCGCAGGGCCUUCUAUGCGCUGGGCAACUACAUCACAGCACAACAAAUUUGCCGACAAACCUCCAAGACACCCGUAAUCAUUGACAGGUUCUGGCACAGCACGGCUUCUUAUGCCAUCGCCACAGCUCUAAGCGGUCCGGUGUGUGACCUCCCGGCAGAGGGCUCCGAGCUGUACUGCUGGCCCAGUGACCUUCUCCAACCGAGCCUGGUUGUCCUUCUUACGUUGGACCCCGAGGAGCGGAAGAGGAGACUGAGAGACAGAGGUCAAGGGGAGACCAAAGAGGAGCAUGAGUUGGAGAGCAACCUCCUGUUCCGACUCAGAGUGGAGGAGGCUUACAGGAGGAUCAGUGGUCCAACUUGCAUCAGCGUGGACGCUAGCUCCUCUGCAGAGCAAGUGCUCCAACAAGUGCUGCUUUUAAUUAAGGCCAAAUGCCACUUGUAAACAGCUCUCUUGUCUUUGGUGUCUGAGCAUCAAGUGGAUGCAUUACCACUACCGACCGCUUGGUGCCAGUAAAGGGAUGUGAAUGUCACGGUGGUCAAACAUUUAGUAAAGUGAGCCGCUCCACGGGUUGCCAGAGGAGUCACAUUAAUCCAAUCAGAAAUACAUAUUCACCCGGAAACAUACACACAAUCCCUAAACCGAAAAGUGCAUUUAACUGCUGUUGUGAGCUCACAGAAUUCACACCAAGUAUCCUUCAGGCCCUGUGGAGCACCGCUUACUCACAGUCGCUUGUACUUGUGGCAAAACAUAGGAAAAGUACAGAACUAAAUGUAUAUAUAACAAGCAUUUCAAGUCAAACUGUAAGAGCAAGUAAAAUGUAUAGCAAAAUUAAGGCAUAACUCAAAUUCAGGUUUAAGACUAGAACAUUUAUAUGCACUCUGGGAUAUACUACAGUAAUUGCCAUGUGCAAGUUGAGAGCAAAUAACCAGUGCUGGGAAAGCUACUUGGAAAAUAAGAUGCAAGCUAUUCUAUAUUAAAAAGAAACUUCACUACAAUUCACUAAUUGAUACCAGACAACAUCCUUUAACCUUGUCCCCUCCUUAAUUUCCAUCCAUCCAUUUUCGGAGCCGCUUAUCCACACAAGCCAGUGGGAGUGGUGGAGCCUUGUCUAUGUUAUUGCGCAUGUUCACUCUUUUCUAUCCACUUUAUGUUCCAAUUGUUUAAUUCAGCUAAUGUAAGUGCAUGAAUCCACAUGUGAAUGAACGGUUUUACAUUCCACAGAAGGCCAAUUUUUCCUCAAUAGACAGUGGAUUUUCUGACUCAAUUUUACAAAAUAGACUCCAUUGUUGAUUAGUUGUGUUCAAUGAGAGCAUGCAUGAAAUGAACAUUUGAUUUAAUGUGGAUGAAUGUAACCGGGGAAAAAAACAUACUUUGUGAAAGAUGCCAAUGCCCAUGCGGUUAUGUAAAAAUGUGGUUGGAAUUUGAUGCACUGCAACAUGUUUUUCAGAUUUUUUUGCCUCGUGUUCAUCAACCAAAUAUUAAAAACACCACUGUUGCAAUUGAGUUUUACAUCAAUACAAAGCAUGCAAGGAGUAAUAAUAGGGCCCCUCUUUUUCAUGGCAAAAUAACAAAUUCAUCAAUAUUUGAUGCCAUGCUCUAGUCGGGGUUAGCAAAAAGGUUUUGUAUCACCUAUCUGUCAAGUAUUACCUGCUUCUGGUUGGGGUUCAAUUGGUGUGUUCAUUUUUUAUAGAAGUUUGCCAAAGAAUGAGUUGUGGAAUUCUCUGAAAAUGCAAACCUCCUGUUAAAUAUCGGACAUGUGUCUUUGAGACUUUUCUGUCACACACAGGCUUGUAAAUGGUCUCUAAAACGAUCACUAAUAAUAAACAUUGCAAG
Molecule: messenger RNA, 3286 nt
Organism: Syngnathoides biaculeatus (alligator pipefish)
Lineage: Eukaryota; Metazoa; Chordata; Actinopteri; Syngnathiformes; Syngnathidae
Gene: cmpk2
Product: cytidine monophosphate (UMP-CMP) kinase 2, mitochondrial
Exons: 5
Coding region: 626-1894 (422 amino acids)
Biological process (GO): dTTP biosynthetic process; dTDP biosynthetic process; dUDP biosynthetic process
Cellular component (GO): cytoplasm; mitochondrion
Molecular function (GO): dTMP kinase activity
Source: RefSeq, a predicted model, not a curated record